Messenger RNA from Sitophilus oryzae (rice weevil), 1400 nucleotides. RefSeq lists its product as uncharacterized. Lineage: Eukaryota; Metazoa; Arthropoda; Insecta; Coleoptera; Curculionidae. The coding region runs from base 76 to 1368 and encodes 430 amino acids. The record is from RefSeq and is a predicted model, not a curated record. The transcript has 4 exons.
UCAAAUUUUGACACAAGAAUAAAAGGACUUUGGUGACAAUUACACUAAACUGUCUCUAUUAUAAAACAUUUUAAAAUGAACGAACCAGAGACUCAACUAAGAAGUUCCAAUUUAACAGAUGACAGUACUCCGGAACAACCACCACCCACCGAAAAACACUCGAGUCUACUCAAAGUCCGAAAAAAAGGCGAUAGAAUCUAUCAACUCGAUGACGAAAACUUGACAGUUUUGAAAGAUCCGCAGUUCCAUAGCGCUUCCGAGUCUUCUGAGGUUGAUCUGGAUAAAGUGUCAUCAGGAGAAUCAUUGUAUAAGACGAUUUCAUUUGAGAAUUCUUUAACUAAAGAAGAAACUGAAAAGUGCGUGCAGUUUUGGAGGAGUGUGAUUGAAAGGAACUUAGAACCGAUAAAAUGCAGCGUCAUUGAAAGGAUUAAUGAAAAAACUGCAGAAACAAAAAUUGAAAAGGAUAAAAAAACAACAAGGAAGAAAAACAAAAAGAAAGAAAGCGAGAACGAACUAGGUAAAUUGGUAGCGAAAAAAAGUGUAUGGUGGGACAUAUUGGAAGAAUUACAAAAGAAGAAAUUACACGAAACUAAAUUAAUGAUAGAAAAAAGGUGCAGAUUUUGCCACUAUAUCUCCGGUGAAUACGAACAAGAUCCUGCAGUAAUGGACUCGGAAAAACAAAUCAAAGAUCUGGACAAUUGGACACCAACCGUACCUGCAGAGUCCAGAUCCGAACGCAAGUCUAGAGGCUCCUUAAAAAGCGGUUCCUCCAGGAGUUCUAGAGCUUCAAGAGCAUCCAGAAAGCCAUCCAGAAAGGCGUCCAGAAAGUCUGACAUGAUCCCGAACCUCAAACAACAACAACCGAGAAAAUCGUCGUCUUUCAAGGUAAAGGACGAACCACCAGAAAAGAUUCCAGAAGAACCGACAGAUCUGGAAGACUUGAUUUUACUGUCCAAGGAAGACGCCAAAAGUAUCGAGUUCGUUAAUGUGGUCGAACAGAAGAAAGAAGAUGGAGUUUAUUCUAUGUGGAGGACCAAUCAAAUACCACCUUGUGAAUGUGACAAGGAGAAGUGUGAUUGUAACGAGAAUCCUGCCAUUGUUGAGAUGACUAAUUCUAUGUUAGAAAUAAAAGUUCUAGAACGUGUUGCUGAUGCAUCACAAGUAUUACCCAUAUUAGCUCCAGAAAUCGAGAAGGAAAAAUCGAUAAAAUCCACAGAAGAAAUAACGGCCAAGCCUGAGGCAAGUUCUGUGAUUCCCGGAGAAAAAAUAGAAUCCAGUUCUGUAAUGCCCGAAGAAAAAAGAUUGAUAAUGGAUGAAAACUGUCACUGUGAUCCUAAAAAUUGUCGGUGCUGUUACCAAGAGUACUAAUUUUUAUAAAAAUAAAGAAACUAAUUAUCAAA